Molecule: messenger RNA, 3714 nt
Organism: Rangifer tarandus platyrhynchus (Svalbard reindeer)
Lineage: Eukaryota; Metazoa; Chordata; Mammalia; Artiodactyla; Cervidae
Source: the annotation of a GenBank genome assembly
AUGGCGGACUCUAAGGAGGCGGGGGCCGAGGCUCCGCCGGCCGGGGCCGCUGCUCGGGGAGGGCUCAGCCUCCUAUCCCAAGGGGAGUCUGAGGAACCUUCUGCACAGGGAUCAGCUUUAUUUCUCGGAGGCAAUGAAGUGAAAAGCCGAGCUGUGGUGAAAUACUCUUCUGCCCCUCCUCGGACAGCAUUUGCACGCCUCGAAGAGAAAACAGACUUGAAACUCCCACCUGCCAACUGGUUACGAGAGAGUGCCAAGCUAGGACCGGCAGGAACUACCAUUCUUGGCAAUAGUAGGAAAAGCAAGCCAUUUUCCAGUUUUGGGAUGGCAUACGACUUUAUUGAUUCAGUGGGAAACGAUGUGGAUGUUGUCUCUGACUCUGAAAACAUAAAAAAGCUUCUGAAGAUUCCCUACAGCAAAUCACAUGUGAGCAUGGCCGUGCACCGCAUAGGAAGGACUCUCUUGUUAGAUGAGUUAGAUAUCCAGGAACUCUUUAUGAGAUCAUCUCAGACUGGUGAUUGGACAUGGUUAAAAGAGUUUUAUCAAAGACUUAUUGAUCAGAAGUGGCAGAGGAAGAAAAAAAGCAAAGAACACUGGUAUCAGAAGGCUAUUCUUUCAAAGUUUUUGUAUUACAGUAUCAAUGGCGAUGGAGCUGCUCAGCCUGUCCCAUCUGCCACAGAACAGCAGGAGUCAUCCAGUUCUGAUCAGACCAAUGAUUCAGAUGGAGCUUCGUGGCCCGCCCCCUUUGAAAUGCCUUCUUCAGUCUCUGAAGACCCCAGUGCUUCCAGUCAGGGAAGUGAGCCUCUUGAACCCUCAUACAUAGUGGGGCAUGUGGCCUCAGCGCCUAAAGAACAAAACCUGACUCCUUUAUUCAAUGACGGGGAGAACAGUCAGGGUCUUAAAAAUGAUUUUGUUCGGAAUAUUUUAUGGACAUUUGAAGACAUACACAUGUUAGUUGGCUCCAACAUGCCUAUCUUUGGAGGCGGCCGAUAUCCAGCAGUCAGCUUACGUCUCAGGGAUAACAACAAACCAAUUAAUGUGCUAACUGGAAUUGACUAUUGGUUGGACAACUUGAUAUGCAACGUGCCAGAGCUUGUCAUGUGUUUUCAUGUAAAUGGAAUUGUGCAGAAGUAUGAAAUGAUAAAGACAGAAGAGAUUCCCAACUUGGAAAACUCUAAUUUUUCUACUAAAGUCAUAAAAGACAUUGCACAAAACAUUUUAUCAUUUUUGAAAUCUAAUUGUACCAAGGAAGGACAUACCUAUUGGCUAUUUAAAGCCAGUGGCAGUGAUAUAGUGAAGCUCUAUGAUCUCACUACUCUUUGUGAAGAAACUGAAGACAAAUACCAAAAUCCAUUCACAAUGCCAGUGGCUAUUCUUUUAUAUAAGGUUGCUUGCAACAUGAUGAUGAAGAAGAAUCAAAAUAAGAAACACUACGGGACAGUUCGAACCCUGCUUCUGAAUUGUGUUAAAUUGCUGGACAAAAGCAGACAUCCUCAAAUUAUUGCUUCAGCCAAUUACAUGCUUUCAGAACUUUUUCAAUUGGAUGAACCUAAAAAAGAAGAAAGUUCAGAAUCUCCAUUAAAUGAGAAUUCUGAUGAAAGUUACAGUGAAGAGGAGGAGGAGAUGCCAGACAGUGAUGAAAACGGAUCCUACAGCACCGGUUCUGACCCAUCAGAUGAUAAUAAAGCAGUAGCGAUAAUUAAGUCUGUUGGAGAGUUGUCGGUUCCAGAAAAAUACAAAUCCAUUCAUCAAAUCAGACCCAGUUGUGCGUUUCCGGUUUGUCAUGACACAGAAGAGCGCUGUAGACUUGUGCUGAGCUAUGUUCUGGAGGGUUUAAAGUCUGUGGACAGCAGCAUCAAAAAAGAAAGUGACCUCCCUGCCGCUGACCCCAACACCCCAAUCCCAUUAAAAUAUGAGGAUGAAUCCACAAGAGGGGGUCCUGAGGGCCUAGAGAAGCAGAUGGCCUUGUUUUUGGACAAAAUGGGCUCCCUUCAGAAGGGUAAUUAUUCCAGUCAGUCUGGAAUGAUCCCUGGUUCUUGGCAACAUAAAAUGAAGCUCCAGCUGAUUCUCAAGUCAUCGAAGGCCUACUACGUCUUGUCUGAUGCUGCCAUGAGUCUUCAGAAAUACGGAAGGGCAUUACGAUACAUUAAAUUAGCUUUGCAGAGCCAUGAUACUUACUGCUGCCUCUGCACCAAUAUGCUUUCUGAAGUACUGCUGUUUCUUUCUCAAUAUUUGACACUCUGCGGUGAUAUCCAGCUAAUGCUGGCCCAGAAUGCAAACAACAGGGCAGCACACCUUGAAGAGUUUAAUUACCAAACGAAAGAGGACCAGGAGAUACUGCACAGCCUCCACAGGGAGUCCAGUUGUCAGGGAUUUGCAUGGGCCACUGAUUUGUCUACAGACUUAGAAAGUCAACUUUCAGUUAGCUGUAAAUGUUAUGAGGCUGCUAAUGAAAUCUUGCAGUUUAGUGACUUAAAAAGUCAAAACCCAGAACACUAUGUACAAGUAUUGAAGAGAAUGGGAAACAUUAGAAAUGAAAUCGGUGUCUUUUACAUGAAUCAGGCUGCUGCAUUACAGAGUGAGAGACUAGUGAGCAAAACUGUGUCCACUGCAGAGCAACAGUUGUGGAAAAAAAGCUUUUCUUGUUUUGAAAAGGGAAUUCACAACUUUGAGUCAAUCGACGAUGCCACAAAUGCGGCCCUUUUAUUGUGUAACACGGGGCGACUCAUGCGGAUUUGUGCACAGGCGCACUGUGGCGCAGGUGAUGAGUUUAAACGUGAAUUUUCACCAGAGGAAGGCUUGUAUUACAAUAAGGCAGUUGAUUACUAUCUGAAAGCUCUAAGGUCCUUGGGAACACGGGACAUACACCCAGCCGUCUGGGACUCGGUGAAUUGGGAGCUGUCCACCACUUAUUUUACGAUGGCAACUCUGCAGCAAGAUUAUGCUCCAUUAUCUAGAAAAGCUCAAGAGCAGAUUGAGAAAGAAGUCAGCGAGGCGAUGAUGAAGUCGCUGAAAUACUGCGAUGUGGAAUCGGUGUCCGCCCGACAGCCCCUCUGUCAGUACCGAGCCGCAACCAUCCAUCACAGGCUGGCGUCCAUGUACCACAGCUGCCUGAGGAACCAGGUUGGUGAUGAGCAGCUUAGGAAGCAGCACCGGGUGCUGGCAGACCUUCAUUACAGCAAAGCUGGAAAGCUUUUUCAGCUUCUGAAAGACGCUCCGUGUGAACUCCUUAGAGUACAGUUAGAAAGAGUAGCCUUUGCAGAAUUUCAGAUGGCCAGUCAGAAUAGCAAUGUUGGAAAAUUGAAAACACUAUCUGGGGCGCUUGAUAUAAUGGUGAGAACUAAGCAUGCAUUCCAGCUUAUCAGAAAGGAGCUUGCGGAGGAAUUUGAUCAGCCUAAGAGUGAAGAGACCCCUCCAGCUGCCGAUUCUUCUCCUAGUCUUAAUCGAGAAGAAGUGACAAAACUGCUCAGUAUAUUUGAAUCUCGCUUGUCAUUCCUUCUCCUUCAGUCCAUCAAGCUGCUAUCUUCAGCUAAAAAGAAAACAAGUAGUAACCUUGAUGAAGACGUAGUCCUCAAAACCAACAAGCAGGUUUACUCCCAGCUCCUGAGAGCCACUGCGAACAAAAACGCCUCUCUCUUGGAAAGAGUCGACCUCCUCAUCCAUUUGCUGGACCAGCUGGCCCGCGGCGGAGGCAGCAGCGCCGUCAUCCAGUGA